UAUCAUCAGUCAAAAUUUGCGUAAUGGAUUUGGUCUUUCUCUCCCUUGCUUUCCUCUCUUUACUUUGCUCUCUUUUUUGGCCCUUUUUCUUCUAUGUUCCUUACCAAUUCUCCUUCAAUUUUGGUUCUUUAGAUGAUUAAAUCCACUUAAUCGUAAACCGCAAACAUUGAAAUCGCCAAUACCAAGCUUCUAAAGCUCAAUUUUGAUUCUUUUCUUCCCAUUUUUCCUCUUUUGGCGUGCCCUUUUCGAGAUCGUAUAUGCAAAUCAGGUUUGGUUUGUACUAGGUUUUCUCAUUUUGAUUCCGAUUGUUUUUUGCCAUCAGAAAAGCUGGGUCUAACAAAUGGCGACUUGGCGAUAAACCCUCUUUUCGUUUUGGGAUUUUAAGGCAUAUCAAUUGGACUAUUUCAGCUUUUGGUGAAUUUUCUUUUCUUUUCUUUUCUUUUUUUCUUUUUUUGGAUUUGGUAUCUCCUUUCUGUACGGAUUCAAAAAAUUCAGAAGUUUGUAGUUAAUAAUGAACAGUUCCAGGACUAGUCUGAUUUGUUUGUGGGUUUUGAUUUGAUAGAGACUAUCCUUCUGAUAUAGAAACAGUGCAGUUUCAGCAUUCUUUGCCUCGCCUGUGUCUGCUAAUUCAUGGUUUUUUUUUUCUGGACUUGGAAUUCUUCUAUUUGGAAUGAACUGUGUUCCUGGGCUUUAACGUAGUAUUACGCAUUGGUGGGUCAAUUUUCGAUUGAUUGCAUAUGUUGCCUGAAGUCUGUGGAUUGAGCUUGUUCCUUUCCCUACCAGAUGAUGUGUUUUCUAUUGUGUCACGGUCCCUUACUCCGAGGGACCUUUGUAAUUUAAGCCUGUGCUGUCGAAGUCUACAUGCUUCAACAGCAUCUGAAAAGAUCUGGCUUACACAAUGUGAGAUGGUAGGAAUUUUGGCUGCCAGAGACCUUAUUGAUUGGCGAACCGGUGUGGCGUCCUAUAAGGCACUUUGCCGCUUUCUCAUCAGGAUUGAGCCAUUGAUGGGGAUAUGGGUUCAUCAGAAUCCAGAGCUCGGCAAUGUAGUUUAUGUGAUGCCAGGUUUUGUUUCAGUUGUUGGUUGUAGGAUAAUUCCUCAAGAACUUGGUCCAUUAGGCAUUGAAGAGGGGCCGAUCCUUUGGGCACCUGUUUUUGAAAUCCUGGGCGAUGCUGAUGGCACUGCAUCGUUUUGUCUUCAUGGAAGAGAGAAGGGAAUCGAUUAUUUUUAUCCAGGUCUGGUGAAAGCUGUUGACAAGAAUUGUAAUGUGCUUCUCCUUGAGGUUGACACUAGGUCGUACAAGAAUUAUAGUAUUAACUUGUUGCAUAGUAAGAGCUUUGUUAACCAUUCAGAUCAGGAGUCUAGAAAGGUUUGUAGGUCUAACAGUGAUAGAUCCCAGAGUGUUUUCGGACAACAUGAGUCGAAAGUGCCAUUUGGCCGGUUGGCUUUUAGUGAUAGAAGAAAAUUGCUUGAAACUGUGAUGAGUCAAGUUCGUGUCAAGGUUCCUAAUCCAGUUACUGGACCACUAUUUCCUAGGUUGAGGGAUGAUGAAGAGAACUUCAAGAAAGAUAUGGCGGUGUUAUCAAAAAGGAGGUCUGUACUUAUGCAGUAUCGUAAAUUUGGUGGAAGUCAAAUGUCUUGGAAGGGCAGUUCUGAAAUGUUUCCAAAUCCUAAUCAAUUGGAACUAAGUGAGUUCAGAAAGUCUAUUGACGGUUCUACUGAUCUUCACAAGUCAAUUAAUGGGGACAAUGAUCAGAUAAGAUGCCGGAAGAAGAAAACUAUAGGCAGGUAUUUUACUCAAAGCCUUAAUCAUGUACUUAAGAAGUCUGGCUUAUUCAACGAUGGCAAAGGAAUAUCAAAGAAUGGUUGUUCAAGUAGUAUGAAUAAAUAUGUGCAACUUGAAGAUUUUCUUAAAUCGGGUGAUACAAUUGGAUUGGCAUUGCAUGCUUCAACCAUGAAGCUAUCUUCUUACCGAGGAUGGCCUAAUAUGCAUGAUAGUCGGUUUGCAUUGUAUAAAUUGCCAAUGCGAGCGCCAACUGCUGAGCAAGAGUAUGCUGGUUUAUGGGGAGGAACAUUCGGAUGGCCUCCAGGGAAGCCUACAGAGGACAAACCUGGAAAAGCCCUUUUCUUUCUUUUGCUUUCAUAUGAGAAAUCCCAAGACCAAUUGUUUCUCAUUGCAACAAAAAUAUUGGAAGGCACACAUUAUGUUUUACAUCCUAAUGGUUCUGCAAUGUUCAGAGUGAAUAUUAAUGAACCUUCGGCAGAUCCAUUUCCUUGGGAGUCUGAUGGGGAUCUAUUGCCUGUGAAUGUUCAGCAUACAUUUACGGGAGAGGGGAUUGCCAAUGGGUAUGGAUUUCGAUACCCUGGUUCGAAGCCCGGUUCUCUCUAUGUAUUUCAGAAUGGCCAACUGGCCUUCAUUUGGAAGGAGUCCAAAUCUGUCCUGACCUUGCAGAGAUUGAACUUGCAAGAUCUUUUGAAAAAAGGUGAAAGGAUACCACCCCUACCCCCAAGUGUCAACUUUUCCUAUCUAACAAAGUCAUACUCCAAUGUCUUCGCUGGCUUCCCAAACACUUCAACUAGUUUCUCCUCGCCAAGAGGAACGUGUUCAUAGGAAAUUCAUGGGAUAAAACAUUUGUUGAAAGAAUAUUUUAUGGGUGUCAGUUGAUGGUUCAGCCUUCGUAUUCGUUGCUUUGAGAACAGUUUGUGAUGCUUAAAAGUUCAAAAGAAUCCUUCAACUUCGGGGAGGUAUUCUAUUGUACUACUAUGCCAAUUUAAUAUCGUGGUAUCUUAUUUAUGGUUUUGAAAAGGGUAAAAAAAAAAAAAAAGAAGAAACAAAAGAAAAAUAAUGUGUAUUCAUGUAAGGAUUGUUAUGCCUUUUUAAGAGUAGGGAAAAAGCAGGUGCCUUGAAUCUAAAUAAAGUUUUCUAUAUCCAAUCUUGCUUCCUUA
Molecule: messenger RNA, 2944 nt
Organism: Cucumis melo (muskmelon)
Lineage: Eukaryota; Viridiplantae; Streptophyta; Magnoliopsida; Cucurbitales; Cucurbitaceae
Product: F-box protein At5g39450
Exons: 2
Coding region: 738-2609 (623 amino acids)
Molecular function (GO): protein binding
Source: RefSeq, a predicted model, not a curated record